Molecule: messenger RNA, 579 nt
Organism: Aureobasidium musti
Lineage: Eukaryota; Fungi; Ascomycota; Dothideomycetes; Dothideales; Saccotheciaceae
Source: the annotation of a GenBank genome assembly
AUGGUCAUGAUGCGCUCCAACAGCAUCUCAUCCAUCUCAUCUCUGGCCUCACGCUGCUCGUCAGCAGAGCCCGAGUCCACCAUGCAAAUCUUCAUCAAGAACAUUGCCGGCAACAGUAAGUUCUCCGGAUGGUAUAUAACCACCUCACGUGCUUACCAUUUACAGCCUNUUGCCCUCGAAGUACCCGAAUCCACUUCGAUAGCGACGCUCUCAUCUCUUCUCGCCAUUCGCACGAAUCUCCCCGCUCAGGAUAUGCGCCUUGUGUAUGCUGGCAAGCACCUUGAUACCUCGUCAAACACAUUGUCGGACUACAACAUUGGCCGAGAAAGCACACUGCACUUGGCACUCCCGUUGCGAGGCGGAGCACCCAAGAAGAUCCGCUGUCAAUUCAAGGAUUGCAAGGAUGCAGCCCAGCGUAUCGUCGGAGACUGCGGUUUCUGCAACGGUCAUUUCUGUGGCAAGCACCGCAUGCUCGAAAGUCAUGCCUGCAGUGGACUCGAGACAUGCAAGGAGGAAGAGAAGCAGCGCAACCGCGAGCGCCUCGAGAAGGAGAGAACCGUUGCCAUCAAGGGCAUCUAA